AUGACAUUGCUUUUGCCAAGAGGUCGGUUGGGGUGGCGGGUUGAGAUUUGGGAGAAACAAAACGAGUGCGAAAGAGUUUCGGAUUGCAUAUGGACCAAGGAAGAAGUUGGCUCAGGCAGGCUGGAUUCCAACCUGGGGAGAAAUGCGAAGCUGACAGGCUGGGUGGGGAUUCAAGGAUUGAACGGUGAUGGAUCCCUUGAGAAGUUGAGCCUACCGACCUACGCACACCCAAGGAACCCUUGUCAAUUUGGAUGGUUGAUGGCGCCUGCAAAUCUGGACCAGCCAACACCGGGAGCUCCACGAUUGACGAUGAGCAGCGAACUGGCUGCUGAAGAUCCUAAGACUAUUAUUUCC
Pyricularia pennisetigena is the source of this 354-nucleotide messenger RNA. RefSeq lists its product as uncharacterized. The transcript is spliced from 3 exons. The record is from RefSeq and is a predicted model, not a curated record. The annotation marks the transcript as partial. Lineage: Eukaryota; Fungi; Ascomycota; Sordariomycetes; Magnaporthales; Pyriculariaceae.